Trichosurus vulpecula (common brushtail) is the source of this 7894-nucleotide messenger RNA. RefSeq names its product ring finger protein, LIM domain interacting (gene RLIM). NCBI's taxonomy places the organism in Eukaryota, Metazoa, Chordata, Mammalia, Diprotodontia, Phalangeridae. Gene Ontology annotation, biological process: protein ubiquitination; random inactivation of X chromosome; ubiquitin-dependent protein catabolic process. The record is from RefSeq and is a predicted model, not a curated record. The coding region runs from base 326 to 2170 and encodes 614 amino acids. Gene Ontology annotation, molecular function: ubiquitin protein ligase activity. The transcript is spliced from 6 exons. Gene Ontology annotation, cellular component: cytoplasm; nucleoplasm.
ACAAUGGAGAAGGAAAUGGCUGCCUGAGCGACGUGCAGGGCAGCGGCCAGCCUCUACCACAGAGUCUCCCCAACUGGACUCAGACGACGGUGGCAGGAGGCGAGAACAGUCACCACAGGCCCUGCAGGGGAGUCGCGAUCCAGCAGCGACCCCUAAUAUCGGAGCUUGGAGGAAAGAGAAGCAAAGUGCACAGCGUGUUGUGGCAGUUGAAUGAUGCUUAAGUUACCUUGAUCUCUUAUUUUCAGAGAAGAUCAUACUCCUCGCUGGAGAAGUUGGGGGCAUAGUAGCUGAGCCUUCCUUGAUAAUUUUCCAUUCAUUCACCACAAUGGAAAACUCAGAUUCUAAUGAUAAAGGAAGUGUUGAUCAAUCUGAAGCACAACGUAGGCGACAACUGGAUCGAUUGGAUCGGGAAGAAGCUUUCUACCACUUUGUAAAUAAUCUGAGCGAAGAGGAUUAUAGGCUUAUGAGAGAUAACAAUUUGCUAGGUACCCCAGGUGAGAUUACUGAAGAAGAGUUAUUGAGAAGACUUCGUCAAAUUAAAGAAGGUCCCCCACAACAAAACAAUGAUGAGAAUAGAGAGUCAGCAGAAGAUGUGUCUAACAGCGAUUCCAUCAUAGACUGGCUUAAUUCAGUCCGACAGACUGGAAAUACAACAAGAAGUGGACAGAGAGGAAAUCAAUCUUGGAGAGCAGUGAGCAGGACUAACCCAAACAGUGGUGAUUUCAGAUUCAGUUUGGAAAUAAAUGUAAACCGUAAUGGGACUCCGAGUUCAGAUAACGAAAAUGACUCGUCUGUAGAACCUUCCAUUGGAGAAGAUAUCGAAAAUAAUAGCCCAACCGACAUGGAAAUUGAAAGAGCCGAGUCACCAUUUAUCAGGCAGCAUGGAUCUGAAAGGAACGCCCUUGAGGAAUUAACUGAAGAAGUGUCUCUUCCCAGAGGUCAGAGAAGGGCAAGAAGCAGGAGUCCAGAGCAACGGAGGAUCCGAGCAAGGACCGACAGAAGCAGGUCACCUUUGGUUUCAGUAACUGAGCUUCCCCGAAGAGGCCAUCACAAUGUCACAUCUCAGACUUUCGAGAAUUCUGUGGGAAACGAGGCAGAGGGGAGUUCUAGAACUAGGCAGCAUGUGACAUUGAGACAACACAUGAUGGGAACUGAACUGUCAAAUGAAAAUGCCAUUUCAUUUUCAGCUUCUGACAUGAGAAACAUCCCUCAGGCAUCAGGUUCUUCAGAAACCAGUGGGAGUAAUGAAUCUCUAGCUCCUGGACAGAGACCUCCAACUAUAGUCCUUGAUCUUCAAGUGAGAAGAGUUCGUCCAGGGGAGUAUAGACAGAGAGAUAGCAUAGCUAGUAGAACUCGGUCGAGAUCUCAGUCAACAAAUAACACGGUCACUUACGAAAGUGAACGUGGAGGGUUCAGGCGCACAUUUUCACGUUCAGAGAGAGCAGGAGUAAGAACUUAUGUCAGCACUAUCAGAAUUCCCAUUCGUAGAAUCUUAAAUACAGGAUUAAGUGAGACGACUUCAGUUGCAAUUCAGACCAUGUUAAGGCAGAUAAUGACUGGCUUUGGUGAAUUAAGCUACUUCAUGUACAGUGAUAGUGAUACAGACCCCAGUGGCCCAUCCUUGAGUCCAAGUCUUGACGACCCAGAACUUCAGAACCCAGGAUUGGGUACUAGUGGUAGUGGAGGUGGCGUUAGUGCUAGUACUAGUGCUGGCGGAGGUGCCAGUAGCAGUAGCAGCAGCUCCAGCAUGGAAAGUUUAGAAACUAACUCUGAAUUAUAUGAUGGUAGCAACGAAGGAACCUCAUCUGGUAUUAGACGGGAAGGUAGAAAUAGAGAUAGGAGUUCGGUUACAUUUGAAGAAAGUGGUUCUUUGCCUUUCCUUAGUCUAGCUCAGUUUUUCCUGUUAAAUGAGGAAGAUGAUGACCAACCAAGAGGACUCACCAAAGAACAGAUUGACAACCUGGCAAUGCGAAAUUUUGGUGAGAGCGAUGCAUUCAAAACCUGUAGUGUUUGUAUCACUGAAUACACUGAAGGCAACAAGCUCCGAAAACUGCCUUGUUCUCAUGAAUACCAUGUUCACUGCAUCGACCGCUGGUUAUCAGAAAAUUCCACUUGUCCCAUAUGUCGGAGAGCAGUCUUAACCUCUGGAAACAGAGAGAGUGUCGUCUAACUGAGAUAUGGACUUGGAGCUAUCUCGCUGUUUAGAGUUGAUGGGCAAAACCUGAAAACAGUUGUCACUUGCUUUAUGGCCACUUUUUGAGUGGUGUUAAGUGUAAUAUCCUGGAGUGCAUCUUUGCUUCCAAUAAAAUGUUCACCCCUUUCCCAACUCCUAUGUGAAAUAAAAGCCAGUUACUUUAAACAGCAACAUCUUAGGGCCCGGAAAUCUGACUUUUAGUAUCAAUAAGUAUCUAUUUUAUUGAACAUAAUUUUAUCAUAAGUAUUUUUGGUUUCUCUUAAUUAUUUUAAAAGAUAUGUCUUAGUGAUGGUUCCUCUCAGUUUCAUUUUGAUCUUGAAAGAUCUAGCCCUGUACCAUCCAGGAGAGAGCCGUGUGAAAUGGAAGCCCAGGUUGGAAUUAGUUUCAUGUAAAUUUUUUUUUUUAACAUUCAAGCUCUACCAUCUCCAGCCAUUAGUUAAAAUUCACCUAAAUCAAUAAUAUAAUUUGUUAUAAUUACAGAUUAGAUGGGCAUAUCAGUGUAAAUAACACUAAAGGUAGGGUCUUCUAAUUGUGUAGCUGUCUCCUAAGCCAAUCACUGGCACACACUGUAGAGUGAGCUAUGAUAGUUUAAUUGGGAUAUUUAUCUUGUUGUGGAAAUAAUAAAAAUGCCUAUGCUUGUUUAAAUAAAAAUCACUUGGGGGUGGGUGGGUUAAAAAUGUAAGGCUUUUUUUUUUUUUUGUAGAGGCUCAAUACUCUUUCCAGUACAGUGUUGUAUUCAUUGAAAAUUUAAAAAAGCACUAUGCUUAGAUGUAAAAAGACUUUUCAAAUGAGGGCCAGUAUCUGUAGAAACACACACAAUGAUACAAAGCUGUAUUUGUUACAUAUAUGAUUGUCAAGAACAGCUUAUCUAGAAUUAUUCCUUUAUAUGAACAACUACAGUAACCUGAAAUGAGCAGGACAAAGUUGAGAACUUAGUCCUCUAAUUGCAUUCAGGACCAACAACAAGCAUUUUAGCGAUGCUAGUUGAAGCUUCGGGAAUGCCAGCAGAAAGGAGAUGGGUAGGUUUGGGUAGAAGGAGAGAAAGCUCUGAAGAGCUUAACUUGCACUUGUCAUUCCAAUGUGCCAGUUUUACACAAAGAGAUCAACACAGGCUUGAUGCCAUUUAUUCUUUUUGAGUAGGUAAAGGUGCUGUGUUGAAUUUUUAGCAAUUUUGAUUGAGUUUUUGGUUUUGUGUUGUUUUUUAAACAAACAAACAAAAAAACCAAACCACACAGGACAGAACUGAAAUUUUCACGACUCUCUCAAUGUUACAGGCUAAUCUGCCCCCAAAGUGAUAGUGGAGGUACAAGACUUAAAACUCAUUUUAGCAGAAUUCUAGCUGCUACAGACGUGCUCUGAAUGGAAGAGCCUCGAGGUUUUGUCAUUUCAGAGUUUCGCUAUUUAAAGGUUAAAACAUGCUUAGUCUAUCUUACUGUCCCUUUAAUAUAGAUAUACCAUCUUAUAUUUCUUCUUUUAAAGUCCAUUUUAAAAAGUGAAGCGCCGCUCCCUCUCCCCCAGUUUGUUGAACGUGUUAGUGAUACUGGGCUGUAUUUGCUAUUCAGAGUUCAAAUGUGCUUUUCUUUCCUGUAGUUGAAGAUGUCACUACUGAUACUCCCCUUCCUCCACCCACUAGUAGUAGAACACAAGCAUACCUUUAGCUUGUUUCCUUGGUAGCAGGGAAGGGUUUGUGAUGAUGCCCAGCCACUUGUAUGGUGCCACUUGUAACCAACCGAUGUGGCUGAGAUGUCUGCCUUGGGGGAGCUUAUGGAACAGGAUCUUUGUUUUUUAAACGGGGCAGACUGGCCUAAAAUUGGGGUUGAACUCAUGUCCUUGGCCUUAUUUAAGCAGCAUUUCUAACCAGAUGGGCUGAGGGGGCCAGGCACAUUCAAGCGUCCUUCAAAGUAAACAAUUGAGUCUGCUUUGGACAUUAUCUGGGUACCUUAACCGGCAUUUUCCUAGCAGUGUACUAAGAAUUUGUGCUGCCCUUGCAAUGAAGGUCAAAAAAUCCAGACAAAGCCUCAUUUUUUUUUUAAAAAGGAGUGAGCAGAGGUCACUUUUAUGCCGUAGCCAUGAUGAAUUUUAUCUUUUAAAAAACUGAAAUUGGACAUUGAAAAUUGAGAAUUCCAUUCCAUUCUGGAGCACAGCCUUGCUUUCUUUUCUGAGGGUGUGCAAGCCACUCUUUUCAAAUCUUCAGGGGUGGUUUUCUGAUUGGCUUGAAAUGAUCUCCUCUCUGGAACAUUCUAUCAUAUGGGGAGGAAGUGAGAAAUGUUCAACCUCAGUUGGCUUUGAAAUCAAUGCAGCACAUUUUAGGCAUAGAAGCAGCUUUUAUUGAGGACAGGGCACCUCUAGCCAUCUACCUUUACCUUCUAUGAUGUAUUCAUUUAGCAAGUAUUAAAGAAGCGGGUCCUAUAGAAUGUUAACACUAACGAACAUGGGUGUGGGAACUGUUCUCCAUAGGCACUGGAAACAGUUUUUUAAUUUUGCGGUAGAAUGCACAUGAUGCUUCUAACAUGCGUGUUGGAGGCAUCUUUUUCAGAAGCACUCAUUACUCUUCCAUUGGAUUGUGAAGUGGGGUUUACUACUUAACUAUAAAUACUUUAUUUUUUAACUUGACAAAAUUUGUAACUUCUGUAUCUUACUGGGAAUAUGGAGAUUGACUUAAGCCCUGAUCAUUAGCAGGGAUCAGAUGUACAGUGGAGAGCAAAAAUGGAUCUGUAUUUUCCCAGCUAGCAGCUGAAUGCCCAUUGUCUGGAGGGCCUGUUCUCUUUUGAAGAGACUAUGCUUCAUUGUGCGUCUCUAGCUUUAGUUAAUUGCAUAACAGUCUCCUCUUUAAAGUCUGUAUGCAAUAAUAACGAGAUAGAGGCAACACUGUAUAGUGCAUAGAGAGCUGGCUUUAGGGCCAGAAGCCCUGGGUUUGAGUCCUCCUGACACACACACACUGUGACUCUGGGCAAGUUCACUUAACUAACCUCUCAGUGCCCAGGACAACUUUCUGUGACUUACUGAGAAGUUGCAGUUCUGCAGAGGAAGAGAAUAGAGAGGGAGUUUCCAUGCUGGAAGCUCCCUACACCAAUGGAAUCAGGUCUGGGCCAACCAAUGACAACAAAAACACCCCCAAGAAAUGAGAUUUAACUCUAAGUUUAGGGGAAUACUGAAAACCAGAGAAUUUUCUGGAGUGUUUCCAUUUGAAAUAAUUAAAAAUGUGUUGAAGGGUUUUUGUUUUGACUCUAAGCAAUUGAUCAAAUCAACCGAGAUUUGUUAGUGUUAGAUUUCUCCAAGUGCAAGCUUUCUCAGUAACAUUUAAUAAUGAAGCACUUUGAAUAACUGCUCAGAAAAGUAAACCUCCCUCGUUGUAAAUGGGGUUCUGGAAGGUUCUCCUGGUUGGAGGGAGAGAGAUUGUUCCUGUUACAUUAGUAACAAGAGAUUUAGGCUUUAGAAUUUCAUUUGACUCAGUGAUCUUUUUAAGCUGUUUUCUUCUCAGAUGUUGACCUUCAUCUGAAUCUUUAGAAACUGGUUGGGUAUUAUUAGCAUUACUUCAAGUAAUUUUUCUCUUCUCCAUUGUCUCUUCCCUGCCCUACCUCCCUCCCCUCCUCCAAAAAAAAAACCAACUCCUUCUGGUGCUUAGUGUCAUGAUGUUUGAAAUUAUACUUAAUGAUUGAAAUAUGAUUUCUCUUUACCAAAUGGUGAUGACUCGAAGAGGGCUGUCUUUAGGCUUAGUUAUUUUCCAAAUACCUGUCUCAUAGGGAGGAUAAAGAACAUCCCAAAGCUAUUCUAGCUAUUAUCAGUUCUUUGUUAAACUGGCUUACAGUGACACCUUGUGGCCAUUUUAACACCCUCUUCAACAAGGGAGGAUUUUCAGUCUCAAAAAUAAGAUGGGUUUUCUGCCUUAAAAGAAAAAAAAAAAAAGGGUUUUCCCUUAAAUGAGUUCCCUGUCAAAAAUCAUUAUUAAUUUUGAAGUUCAAAGAAGCCAAAUUAUGCCUGGUAUGUUGUCUCCUGGCAUGGAGCUAACUGAUGACUAUAUCAUCUGCUUAAACAUACAAAUCCAAGGCACCUAUUUUUAAGGUAUAAUGCAUUUCAGUAUUUUGGGGGGUGAAUAAUGCAGUGCUGUUAUCUACCGGUUAUUGGUAGAUUAAACAUGUACUUGUGAUCGGGGUGGGUGGAGGGUGACCCUUUGGGAUAAUAAGGCAACAAGUCGUGGUGCUUGGAAAGAUAAGAGCAAAAAGAUGGAUGUGAAACUCUUUUUGACUCUUAGAAUCCUAAGCUGAUGGUGGUUUGCUGCCUGCCCUGUCUUUAACUUUCCAUUUUUGAAAUCAAGGGCCUUUGGUUUCACCAAAACUCUUUCUAGCGAUUAUCCUGAGUGAGUUGUUUGCACCAUUUUAUUUAGGUGAGGGCAUCCAGCAGUUUCUGGAGUUUGGGUUCGGCCAUCUGAUGCAUGCAGUGCAGUUCCAUUAAGGCAAUGGUGCAACUCGGAAGGUGUUCUUUUCCUUUAACGUUUUUGAUUGUGGUCUCUUGUCAUUUCUAUAGGCACCAAAUCAAGUGUCUAAAAUCUGUUUCCCAAAUACAAUUGCAGUGAAGAUUUGUUUUUUGUUCUGAAAACAACUUUCAGAAAGCACACCCAUAGGUUGCAUUAUAGCCACCUGGGUUGAGAGAGAAACGUGUGUAUGUGUGUGUGUGUAUGUGUAUACACACACACAUACACACACACAGACAUAUAUAUAUACACAUACACACAUAUACAUACAUAUUAUAUAUAUAUAAAUAUACAUAUAUAUUUGAAUGAGAUGCAGAGGUGGUUAACAAUCCUAUUAUGCCACACUGUGCCUUGGUAUUUUCAAGGCUCCUCUAGCAGUCCCUGUCUUGUAUACUUACUGCAGUACCUUGCAAGGUAUGGCUGCAUCCGUUCCCCAGCCUUUGUUCUAAAUAGUUAGUGCUCCUUUACUAACACCCUUAUCCCGCUGUGCUUUGGUGUGGGCACCUGCAGAGCCCUGGGAUUUCAUCUCUCCUAUUAGCUCCUGUGUUCUGGUGCUGCUUUAGGGAGUAGGGUUGAGUCAUACUAUCAAGUAACUAGUCCAGUAGGUGUGCAAUUGGCUUCUGUAUCUGCCUGUUUUAUCUUCUCCUGGGACGUGCUGCUAUGGGUAGGUGUUUACUUGGGUCUAUGUCAAAAAACUGGGUGACAAACCUGGGAACUUUCUGAAGCCCAUGAGAACCUGGGGAGGAGGGAAUUGGGAGGGGAAGAGCAACUAACACUGGCUUUGUGUCUGUGUACACAAAGCGUAGAAAUGUCUGUUGUGUGAAGACUAACUAGUGCUUGUCAUCCUACGGCUUCCUGACCUGCAGGAGAGGCUUUCCCUCCUUUCAUUCCAGAAACAGAAUGGAGCUCAGAACGAAUUUAUUUGGCUGCCUUGCUUUUUCUGGUUUCUCGUUUUUCCUUCAUUUUGACCUGAACUCGACACUCUCCUCCAGCAGACCUUUCGGUUGGGAAGUCCUGUGUUUAAAUGAGAUUGUAUUGCAUUUCCUUUUUUGUACAAUGUUUUAAAUCUGUUAAAAAUGAAAACUUGUUUAUUUCAAAGCAAAAACCCUGAAGGGCCAUAUUAAAACAGUUUAUUCUUGAUAGUUAUCUUUUGGGAGGAGUUUAUUUCCUAUGUAAAUGUCAUACUGCAAAUUUAAAUUAUAGUCUAUCAAUAAAAUGCAUGAAGUGAU